Messenger RNA from Ahaetulla prasina, 2889 nucleotides. Its product is annotated as calpain-13-like. The transcript has 23 exons. Gene Ontology annotation, cellular component: cytoplasm. Gene Ontology annotation, biological process: proteolysis. Bases 234 to 2228 code for a protein of 664 amino acids. Gene Ontology annotation, molecular function: calcium ion binding; calcium-dependent cysteine-type endopeptidase activity. The record is from RefSeq and is a predicted model, not a curated record. NCBI's taxonomy places the organism in Eukaryota, Metazoa, Chordata, Lepidosauria, Squamata, Colubridae.
CUAAUCAGAGGAAAUUUUUAUAGGUAAAACAUAACUUUAUUUUCCUGCUUCUCAAGAAAGAAAAAAGAAACAGAAAACUCUGACACUGGAAAAGUGCCUUUUGCACGAACGUUGGAAGAAUUAAAAGAUAGUAUCAUCUACUGAGGCACACUGUUGCGAUUGAUAUUCCUUGGAGACAGUGUGCAUCUGAGGAGCAAGAAGGAUCAUUCUCUUGUACAGAAGCUCAGACCAAAAUGGAAAUAGACAAGAACCUGCUUCUCAAGCAAAAUCAAGCAACUGAAGGAAGCCCAGCUUUCUCUUUGCAAUUUAACAACCAGGACUUUGUUAAACUGCAAAACUACUGCCUGCAACAGGGCCUACUUUUUGAAGAUGAUACAUUUCCAGCAAAUAGUUACUCCAUUGGACUUACCAGUAAUUUGUUUCCACAAGAGAAACUGAGAAAAGUACAGUGGUUGAGACCUCAUGAACUGGUCAGAAAUCCAUGUUUAUUUGUGGAUGGAAUAAGCAGAUUUGAUAUUCUUCAAGGACAAAAAAUAGGUAACUGUUGGGUUUUAGCAGCUCUGGGUGCUUUGACCCAACAACAACAGUUCCUGAAAAAUGUAAUUCCUAAAGACCAAGGAUUUAAUCACACUUAUGCAGGGAUCUUUCAUUUUCAGUUCUGGUAUUUUGGAAACUGGGUUGAUGUGGUGAUAGACGACCGACUGCCUUUCAUUGAUGGAAAUUACUUAUCUGUUCAUCCCAGGAGCAAGAAUGAAUUCUGGCCAUCUCUGCUUGAGAAAGCUUAUGCCAAAUUGCGUGGUUCUUAUGAGAAGUUGCAUUACGGUUUUAUCUCAGAAGCUUUCGUGGAUCUCACAGGUGGGGUCCAGUUGACAUUCAAUCUUAGAAGCCCUACUGAUCCUUUGUAUGAAAUAAUGAAAAGUGCUGCUUUGUCAGACUGUCUCAUGGCAUGCAGCACUCCUCCAAUGAAAAAACCAGGUAGCCAAGUAUUGGAGAAUGGAAUUGUGCAGCAACAUGUCUAUGCUGUUAUAGAUGCCACAGAGGUUCCUUACAUGUACAGGAAAGAACCUCUAAUCAAACUUUGGAAUCCAUGGGGCACUGUGGAAUGGAAUGGAGCUUGGAGUGAUCAUUCUGAGGAGUGGGAUCAAGUCCCUCAAUCAUUCAAGGACAAAUUAUAUGUGAACAGAGCUGAUGGCGAAUUCUGGAUAUCAUUUGAAGAUUUGAAAGACAAUUUUUCAUUCCUGUCUGUUUGCAAUAACUUGCCCACAUUCCUGGAUUUUGGUACGAAAAGCAAUACGUCUUGGUCUUUGGUUUCAUAUUUCAACCAAUUAUCUCCAGAAGGGAGCAAUCUUCAAAGUGCUCUUUCAAGAAAUCAUCAAUAUUUCAUCAAAGUUCCAGAGCUUAUGACUAAAUACAACGUUGUAGUAGCAUUGAUGCAAAGACCUGCAAAUACCUCACGGAUGCUGGUACAUAUAGGUUUCCAGCUAAAAAAGGUGACAUCAUCUGGUAGAACCAUAGUUCAUGACACACAGCUAAAGGUAACACGAGAUAUCACGGUUUACUAUCAACUGAAACCUGGAGAUUACAUAAUCAUUCCAACAACAUCACCACAAAACCAAGAAUUAAAGUUUCUUCUACGAAUCUUUCUAAGAAGUCAAGGCGAUAUAAGGGAGCCAAUCAAUGAAUUGAGUUCAGAGACGACAAAGGACCCAGACAACUAUGAACGUGUCUUCUUAAGAUAUGCUUCUCAGAGUUCCUACUUGGAUGCCUCACAGUUACAAAGGAUUCUGAAUGAUGUUCUCCUAAAAGAUCUAAUGGCUGGCCGGGGAACUGGAGAUGGAUUCAGCUUUGAUUCAUGCAAAAGCCUUUUAGCUCUGAUGGAUAUAAAUGCUAAUGGAAAACUGUCACUCCAAGAAUUUAAAAGACUGUGGAGAGCUUUCAAGAAAUAUGAGGAUAUAUUUGGAAGAGAGGAUGAAAAUAAUUCUGGAUUCCUAACUGUUUCAAAUUUGCGAAGAAUUGUGCAAGAAACAGGCACGUAUGUCAGUGACAAAGUCCUCCAGCUUCUGGUUUUACGCUAUGGAGACUCAACCCAGAGAAUAAACUUUCCUGAUUUUGUGUGCUGUAUGUUUCGUCUUGAGACAAUGGCAAAGGCAUUCCUCAAUUUAUCAAAAAAUAGGGGAAGUAUCUGCUUUACUGAAGAUGAGUGGAUGACCAUGAUCAUGUACUGCUAAUCUAAUUAUACUACUUUGGAAUACAGGCAACUCAUUUCCGAGUUUCAAAUGAAAGUUGUGGAUUGUGAAGGCCUGUUUAAUUGGAGAUGGAAUAGAAUUAGUCAAAGACUUGAAGCAAUCUAGACAUAAUCAGAAGAAUAAAAAACAUGCAGAAAAUGGUACCCAAUAAGAUAAUGGUAGAAAUGUGCAGGAAAAAAAUGUUUACUAUCAUAUGAAUGAAUGUCUUGGGAUGACUUUUUAAAAAUAAUCCACACUAAAGACCUCCAAGGUCCUUUCCAACUCCAUUUUCUGUUACAUGGAAUAACCUUCCAAGUUACAGCCAUUCAGGUUUGUUGAACUAAGUUCCCAUCAACCACAGUGUAACCAAUAAAUUUACAUUCUUAAUCUUAUAUUGGUUUGAUUGUGUUUUAGCACUUUGUUUCCCAAGACUUAAUUGUUUAUCAAAACUGCAUAAUCUUAGGUGAUCUUAUCAUAAACCAAAAUGCAAAGAAUAUAUUUGAGAAAUCAAUACAAAAACAAAACGCUUGGAACGCACUACCUGACUCUGUGGUCUCUUCUCAAAAUCCCAAAAACUUCAACCAAAAACUGUCUACUAUUGACCUCACCCCAUUCCUAAGAGGACUAUAAGGGGCGUGCAUAGGAGCACAAAAGUGCCUACUGU